Messenger RNA from Prorocentrum cordatum, 1590 nucleotides. Lineage: Eukaryota; Dinophyceae; Prorocentrales; Prorocentraceae. The record is from the annotation of a GenBank genome assembly.
AUGGCUGGCGGCGCAGGCUCGGGCGGCAAGCACAGGUUCUCGCGGGCACCAUGGCAUCGGUCGUGGGGGAGUUCACCACAGCAGCCACCAGGUGGCCAACGAGAGCAGUGGCCGCCGCUCACGCCAGGGUUGCAAGUUGCCUUUCGUCCUGCUGGUGAUGGCGCUCGCCGUGAUCAGUCCAACAAGGGGCAUCGCUGGAAAAGCUCAUUAUGUGGAUGCGGUAAGAACGAAUCCAGAUUCUAUUUCUGCAAGCACUGCGGCUCGCUCAAGUCGGCCUCGAAGCUGGUGCUCUCGGCUCGCCAGGGGCAUUACCUGGUGGCAAAGGAGGGGGGAAAGGAGUACGAGCAGCUUGCCACGUUGUGCGAGAAGCUCGGUGACAGGGCUGGCGCCAGAGCCCACCGUGUUGCAGCCAAGGCCCUCACUGAGCCGAAGUCUGUCACCGAGUCGACGCAGGUACAGCUCAACAAAGCCCACCAGCGCGCCAAAGGCAUCGAGCGCAAGCUGGUGCAGGCGGUGGGCAAGUACAAUACUCUGGAGCAGCAGCUGGCAGCCCAGCGCGACGUGGCGGUACAGCUUCGCGCGGCGCUCGCCGAGGCUGAGGAGCAGCACAAGCAGUUGGUCCAGAAGCUCCACUCCUCCUUGCCGCAGGAGGAUCCGACUGAACUCGACUCAAGGGUGCAGCAGCUCAAGACGGGAGUCAGCUCACUGGCCAAGGACCUGCUCUCGCAGGCGAAGGCCAAGGUGGACGCGAUCAAGAAGGCCUGGUCUGGUGUGAAGGCCAUGGCCGACUAUGCGCUCACCCUCACUGACGAGGGAAAUGCCGAGGGCGCCCGUAGGUCCCUUCUGCUUCAGCCACCUGCAGGGAUUUUGGCUGCUCGUGAGGACUACGUCCCCCUCUUCGAGCAGGUAGCUGUCGCUGUGGGGGCCUCAGCCGACCACGCUUCCUACUCGGCCCUAUACACUCAGGUGCACGAGGCCGCCCAGGCCGCCGACGGCAAGUACGCUGCGAGAGGCCGGUGCCCUCUGGACAGCAAGCUUCACGCUGCCCACCAGGCGGAAGAGGAGGAGCAGGGCGGCGGCAAGGCGGGCCGCGAGGGGGGCAGCGUGGCGCCGUUGUGCCCCGACUGCGGCAGGGAGAUGGCGUGGAGCAACUUCGCGGAGGGGCCCUACCUUGGUGGCUGGCACUGCAGAAACGAGGACAAGUGCGGCUCGAAUGACGAGCUUUCGGCGUACAGGUGGUUCUGCGAAGCGUGCCCCGAGGACAUUUGCGCGGCGUGCGUGGAGGAGGAGCAGGGGGUCGCGCAGCCCGAGGCAUGGGAGCGUGAGGAGCAGAGGAUCGUGCUAGCGAAGGUCAGGGAACAUCAGCCGCGCAUGCCAGUCGUGGAGAAGCCACAGGUGCGGCUUCAGGCGCAGGCGGCGCGGUGCCCCGACUGCGGCGGGGACAUGGAGAGUGGAGCGACUUCGGGGGGGGAGACUACCAGGAUGGCUGGAACUGCAGGAACAUGGACAGGUGCGGCUGGAACGAGGAGCGCUCCGCCUGCAGGUGGUUCUGCCGAGCGUGCCCCGAGGACGUCUGUGAGGUGUGCAUGA